UGGAUUUUUUUCCAAGGAGAUCUCGGAACACACGGGUACGAAACCACGAUCAUUUGCAGCUACCUUAAAAGUUACAAUGAUGUAAAUAUGGCAUUAAUGUUUAACCAGCUUGAACAGUAAAACAAACACAGCGAAUGGUUACAAGACAAAACUAAAGUUUAGUCGGAAAAUGUCUCAGUACUCACUGCGAAUGGGAAGGCUUGCUGCUAGAAUAUUUGGUGAUGUCGCCAGACCAACAAACACCAAGUCACGAAGAGUGGAAAGAAUGUUUAAAGAAAAACCCUUUUAUUUGCGUCCAGAGGUUGUCGACUACUAUCCUAAUUAUAAAGUCAUCAACAGGCUAGAUGUCAAGCUUGGAACUUUAGGGAUGUUCAGGGACACCCAUUUAGGUGUCAUCAAUGAGAUUCAGCGAUUGAAUGUCAUUCGUGGCAAGGUCAAGCCAGAAAAGGGUAAAGGCAGACGGGCUACUCGCAGAUAACCAGAUGUUGGAUGAACAGACUUUUGGCGAACAAGCAAAUAGUAUACGUUGUGAAAUGGAAAAUUCCCAACAUUUUGAAAUGACAUCAUGCAUUUAAAAUUAGACUGUGAUUUUUAUUUUAUUUUGAAAUUCAAGUACUGAAUUUCUGGUACAAAUUACAUUUGUCAGUUAUGUUUUGAGUAGCUAACACUCUUUUUAACUAUAACCUUGCUUUUUGUAAUAAUACUAAGUAUCAAUUGACUCUAUACCAGCAAUCUACUACAAUGUUUUAGUGAUUACUCAAUAACUGAUGUCUACCACAAUAUCACAGAUGUCAACAAGUAUCCAUCAUUGCUACAUAAGCAUAAUUUAGAUCUUUGAAAUGUUUCAGACAUGUAGACAAAAUAUUCCAUCAAAUUUUGUGUAGUUUACACACAUGUAUUUGUAACUGCCAUUCAUGACCUGUACAUUACAACUAUCAUUCAAAUUAACCUGAAUGUAACUGCAUGAUCUUUGUGUGUGCGUGUAAAAUUAAAUGAGUUAAUGAAUAAAAGAAUGCCAAAUUUU
This is a messenger RNA of Mizuhopecten yessoensis (Yesso scallop), 1024 nucleotides long. Its product is annotated as 28S ribosomal protein S33, mitochondrial-like. The transcript is spliced from 3 exons. The coding region runs from base 170 to 478 and encodes 102 amino acids. Gene Ontology annotation, cellular component: mitochondrion. The record is from RefSeq and is a predicted model, not a curated record. NCBI's taxonomy places the organism in Eukaryota, Metazoa, Mollusca, Bivalvia, Pectinida, Pectinidae.